ACAGUGAGCGCGCUUUCCACAACACAGGUAUUCAGUCGAAUCGAGGCAUGAAACACGCCGGCAGAGCACUAAGUAUGAUCGUCACUUUCACAGUUUUGGCUACCGUCACUUGUGCGUUUCGAGUCCUGGCCCAUGAUACAGAGACAGAUUCAACAGAUCGACUGUUAUGUGCGCCCCGCCCCGUGCAAGGAUUACGAUCGCUGGACUACGACCAGUUCUCCGGUGAUUGGAAAGAGAUUCUGAAGACUCUAGGCCCACCCAACGUGGCUUUCCUUUCAUCUGGAGCUUGGAGGAUUGACUUCUCGAGGAACACAUUCUCGUACGCCGCAUUUAUCGAUGAUAGCCCUACCUGCGCGCCUCCUAUAAUCGGACGCAUCAGCGAAGAAUAUACUACAGACAGCAUAAUGUUGGAGUACGAGUAUUUUGGCCACCAAAUUAAAGAAAAAGUGAAAGUGGUGGCAACGGACUACACGUCUUACGCCAUCCUCUACUACUGUGCCAGGAGCGUUCCGCACCUGGCAAUAUGUGCUCCGGACGCCGCUCACGUCACGGUUCUGGCACGUCAUGGUAUGGACGAAGCUAUGUCGCUCCGCAUACUGACAGAGCUGCGAAGAAUCUGUGUCAAGAGGAGCAUGCUCGUGGCGCAGAACAGAAACGAUACCUGUUCCUUGGACCCUCCUCCAAUAAUAUCCGAAGGUGGCGCUGAAGUACCAGGUACUGAGAGGUGCUUCAAGCCCAAGGAACCGGGUUUCUGCCGAUCCAACAUAAAGGCAUUCUAUUACAACAGCGAGACGCGCAAGUGCGAACAGUUCACGUUUACCGGAUGUGGCGCAAAUGAAAAUCAUUUUCUCAACGUGUCAGAAUGCAUCCAUCACUGCCAGCGGCCACUGGAGGACGCUGAACGAACCAAGGCGAGCACACAGAUCCCGCCGACAUGUAACGCGUCCUGUGGAUUGGCAUGUCCGUUCUGCUGCACGAUGCAAGACGACGGAUGUAUCACCUGCCACUGCAAAGAAAGCGAGUUGCAAGCAUGGCAGGGACCGCCGUCUUGCGUGGCGUCUCCAAGCCACUGUCCGCCCGAGUGUCAAGCCCGAGAGAAUUCAACCGGAUGCUUCGACUGCCAGUGUCAAAUGGCGGAUGGAUCCUUACUGCCAGCUGUAGAAUACAAGAAUAUAGAUGUCAAGUACAACUGUCCUCCCAUGUGUCAACUGAAGAUUUCUCCGCGUGGACCCGCAUGUCGCUGCGUCUCGCAUGGUGUAUGCAAUCUACCUUUAUCAGAAGGCGACUGCGACUCCAACCAGCGGCGUUACUUCUAUAAUCUCACUGCUGCUCGCUGUGAGGUUCUGAAGGGAUGCAAUGGCAACGAUAACAACUUUGGUACCCACGAAGAAUGUCUCGCAAAGUGUUCAGAUAUCUGUCACUUUCCAAAGGACACCGGGCCCUGCACUGAUAAGAAACAGGAACGCUACUUUUACAACUCGCAGAGUGGACAUUGCGAAGCUAUGAUGUACGGCGGUUGUGGCGGAAAUGAAAAUAAUUUCGAUACCAUGCACGACUGCAAAAAGCGCUGCGAAGAUGCAUGCGAGCAAGAAGAAGAUGGAGGAACCUGCGACGCACAUCUAAAGAGGUUCUACUACGACAAGAAGGAAAAAAACUGCCGCCCUUUCAUUUACGGAGGCUGCAUCGGCAACGGGAAUAAUUUUUACACCGAGGACCAGUGCAAUAAACGCUGUAAAGGUCAAACGGACAGAACCGGUGACGACAGCGGUGACAGAGCUCUAUGUCACCUUCCGCUGGACGAAGGAAAGUGCGACAAUGAUACGAGACCUGAAACAAGAUACUUCUACGAUGCCGAGAGACAAGAAUGCAACGCUUUCGUAUUCGCGGGUUGCGGUGGGAAUGACAACAACUUCAUGCAACUAUAUGCGUGCAACAAAACCUGCUACGGAUCAGGAAUCAGCUUCGCAGCGAAGCCUUCCGGAAAAUGUCCUCAGAUAAAGUGCAGCUGCGGAAGAAGAAAGCAAAACAAACAGGGCUGUCCUGUGUGUGACUGCAACGCCGGAUCGGGUGCCCACAAUCCUUCGACGCUGGUUCUGCACGUUACGGCGUUGGUGGUGGCAGGGAUGCUUUUGCUACGGUAGGACGCCUUAAGCAGACAGUCAUCAUCAUUGUACUAUAUCAGGACGUGUACGACGCAUCACCAGCUAAUGACGAAUCAUCCACCGAGUCUGAUCAGUCUCAUCCCACAAUUAUCUUCCUAGAAGUGAAGCCUUUCUCACCGGAAGACUACCAUUGAAUUCACAUAAUGGAUUCGGCAAUGUUUCAUACAGUGAAUUAAAGCACAACGUGCUUUUUGUGUG
This is a messenger RNA of Ornithodoros turicata, 2360 nucleotides long. Its product is annotated as papilin-like. NCBI's taxonomy places the organism in Eukaryota, Metazoa, Arthropoda, Arachnida, Ixodida, Argasidae. The record is from RefSeq and is a predicted model, not a curated record. The coding region runs from base 48 to 2141 and encodes 697 amino acids. The transcript has 18 exons. Gene Ontology annotation, molecular function: serine-type endopeptidase inhibitor activity.